AUGUGUACACUCAAAUUUUUGACUUCGCCAACCGUCCAGAAUGCUAUCGAGAUCGCAUGGAACCCUCGUGCCGAACAGUCCCUCAAAUCACAAGCGUUCGACUUCCUCAACCAGCUACGCUCCGAACCGCAAGGAUGGCAAAUCUGUUUUUCGCUGGCUCUGCGAGACCCGAAGCCUUCAGAGGUGGUCCGCCAUGUCUCACUCGACAUUGUCAACAAUGCUAUAGAAGCUGGACAUCUAGUGGACCAAGAUAUGAUUUCAUUGAGGGAUAACAUACUUGCAUACAUGCAGAACACCUAUGGCGCUGCUGGCAGCAGCAACGUCCAGCUUGAUCCUGUAUCCAUCCAGAACAAGAUUACACAAACCGUUACGAACCUCUUCACGGCGUUGUAUGCUAAUCAUUGGACGUCUUUCUUCCACGAUAUCCUGAAUCUAACUUUAACCACUGGUUCGACCUCAAGGGACAAUGCGGCAGGGGUCAUGCUGUACCUUCGCAUACUGGUUUCCGUGCAUGACGAUAUUGCAGAUGUUCUACUACCGAGAACACCCGAAGAACAAAGAAGAGAUAAUGAUCUCAAGGAUCUAGUAAGACAGCGGGAUACGGCGAUGAUCGCGUCUUCAUGGCAUGAAAUUCUGGAGCAUUGGAGGUCUAGAGAUGACUCUAUUGUGAAGCUUUGUCUAACAACAAUCGGAAGAUGGGUCACCUGGACAGAGAUUUCAAUGGCCGUUAAUGAUUCUCUGCUUAGUCUACUCUUCGAGUUCCUAAACUCCCAGCAGUACUCAGAUGGUAAUGAACCAAUUCAGGAGAGGAGGGACGCCGCAAUCGAAGCCUUCAUCGACAUCUUGAGCAAGAAAAUGAGCGCCAGCGACAAGCUUGAAUUGGUCGACGUUCUCAAGGUUAAUGAAGCUGUUACGCAACUUGUAGGAAGCCGAGAGUUGUCCGAAAUGCGCUCCACUGCAAAUUACGACACUGAUCUUGCGGAAGGUGUUGCUAAGCUGGUUAACAACGUUGUCUGUGAUAUCGUCAAAGCUUUGGAUGGUUCACAAGGCAACGACUUGGUAUCGCAGCGUGGGAGUGCACAACUUAAGACCUUCCUGCCGCAUGUAUUGCACUUUCUCUCGGACGAGUACGACGAGAUAUGUUCUACGGUAAUCCCUUGUUUGACCGACCUCCUUACAUUAUUGCGCAAGAAAGCCAAGCCCAGCAGUACCUUGGCUUCUGAGGGCUCUGCCAUGUUACCCCUUAUUCUUGAUGUUGUAAUUUCAAAGACGAAAUAUGAUGAAACUUCAUUUUGGGGCCAAGACGAUGCUCAAACGGAUGAGGCAGAAUUUCAAGAGCUUCGAAAACGACUGCAUGUUCUGCAGAAAGCCGUCGCCGCAGUAGAUGAGAACAUGUAUAUAGAGAAGAUCAGGAAUGUUGUCGUGUCAACGUUCGAUAGGUUCCAGGGCCAAAACGGUCAGCUUGACUGGAGGGAUCUCGAGCUGGCUAUGCACGAGAUGGAGCUCUUUGGAGAGCUGGGCUACAGACAUGGUGGACUCUAUAGCAAGACAAAACCGGUCACACUAGCUGCUGAGCAACUCAUCGGGAUGAUGUUCAAGCUUGUCGAAACAGAUGUCGCUUCAUUCUCUCAUCCAGCCGUCCAGCUGCAGUAUAUGAUCAUCUGCGAACGGUAUUACAGCUUCUUCGAAGCAAAUCCCCACCUCAUCACUCGUGUGCUGGACAGCUUCGUACGGUUUGUACAUCAUGAUCAUAUCAAGGUCAGGUUGCGAUCAUGGUAUCUUUUCCAUAGGUUUGUUAAACACGUACGACAACAUACUGGAAGCAUCGCUGAGACCGUAAUUCAAUCUCUGAGUGAUCUGCUCCCAAUCAAUGCUGAGUUGCCAGAAGAGACAUCCGAGAACGACAACGAGGACAUGUCAUCAACCGAAAACGAUCAGUCAGCUGUCGCAAGAUUCAAUAGCCAGCUCUAUCUGUACGAGACCAUCGGUUGCAUCUGUUCCGCACGUUCCAUUCCAGUGGAAACCCAAGUUCUGCUCGUUAGAUCAGUCACCCACCCGCUGUUCUCGGAUUUGCAAGCGCACAUUGACCGAGCGAAAGCAAGAGACAAACGAGCGAUCCUCCAAGUACAUCAUUUGAUUAUGGCUUUGGGCACCCUCGCUCGUGGAUUCUCGGAUUAUAUGCCGGCAGCGAAUCCAACUACUGCCUCCCCACCCGCAAGAGUGAUAUCUGAAGAAUUUGCCAGGUCGGCCGAAGCCAUACUUGUUGCGUUGGAGGGCCUCAGAUCUUCGUUUGACGUUCGCGAGGCGGCAAGGUUUGCGUUCUCCCGACUUCUGAAUGUCCUGGGCAGUCAGAUCCUGCCCCAAUUACCCAGGUGGAUUGAUGGUCUUCUGUCCGAAAGAUCGACCAAAGACGAAAUGGCUCUGUUUAUGAAGCUCCUUGACCAAGUAGUCUUUGGUUUCAAAUCAGAGAUUUAUGAUAUACUGAACACCCUUCUCACGCCUUUUCUGCAACGGGUCUUCGCCGGCAUCGCAGAGCCAGUAGCUGGCACAGACGAUGAGAUCCAACUUACAGAGCUGAAACGUGAAUAUCUUGCAUUCUUGUUGGUCAUACUCAAUAACGGUCUGGAGUCAGUACUUGUGAGUGAGGUUAACCAACCCACUUUUGCGACCGUCAUCUCAACCAUUGAACACCUCACCAAAGAUAUCACGGACUUCCAAACGGCCAAGUUAGCCUUCUCAGUCUUGACUCGCAUGGUCUUCACGUGGGGCGGCCCAGACUUGCAACUGCAAUCUCCAGCCAUUGGGAAUGUCAAUGCUUCUUACGGAAAUCCUCAACCGAAACUCCCUGGUUUCGAUCGCUUCAUGAUGAUUACAAUCUCACCUACAUGUUGGGCAAUUCCAAGCAACCCAAAUUUUGACCCCAAGGAUGCACAGGGCAAGCAAGUGCUCGGCGAGGCCGCGGCCCUUCAGAUGGCUAUCUACACGAAGACCGGUCAGGAGUACCUUACCUGGCUAAGGGAUGCAGAACUGAGUGGGAUGGGAAUGGAUAGUGGCACGAUUGAUGAGUAUCUACGGGCAUUAUGCACCUCGGACACGAAAGAGUUCCAACAGUUCUUCAAGGAUCUAGUUUUGAGAAGCACUAGAUGA
Molecule: messenger RNA, 3147 nt
Organism: Letharia columbiana
Lineage: Eukaryota; Fungi; Ascomycota; Lecanoromycetes; Lecanorales; Parmeliaceae
Exons: 5
Coding region: 1-3147 (1048 amino acids)
Biological process (GO): tRNA re-export from nucleus
Cellular component (GO): nuclear matrix; cytoplasm; nuclear pore
Molecular function (GO): small GTPase binding; tRNA binding
Source: RefSeq, a predicted model, not a curated record